GGCGGGGCCCAGCCCGGCGCCGUCAAGUAGCCCCGGGAACCGCGGGCGCGGAGCCGGUGGGCGGCGGAGGCCGGAGUGCGCGCCGUUCCCCGACUCGGCCGGUGCCGCUCGGCCGCCAUGCGCCCCCCGGCCCGGGCCGCGCUGGGGCUGCUGCUGGGGCUGCUGCUGGGGCUGCCCCGCGAGGCCUCCCCGAAGCCGACGCCCUGCAAGCGCUGCCGGGAGCUGGUGGACAAGUUCAACCAGGGAAUGGCGGACACGGCGAAGAAGAACUUCGGCGGCGGGAACACGGCCUGGGAGGAGAAGUCGCUGUCCAAGUAUGAGUCCAGCGAGGUCCGCCUGAUGGAGAUCGUGGAGGGCCUGUGUGGGAGCAGCGACUUCGAGUGCAACCGCCUGGUGGAGGAGCACGAGGAGCAGCUGGAGGCCUGGUGGCUGCGGCUGAAGAAGGAGCAUCCUGACUUAUUUGAGUGGUUUUGUGUGAAAACGCUGAAAGUUUGCUGUUCUCCGGGAACCUAUGGCCCCGACUGCCUCGCGUGCCAGGGCGGGUCCGAGAGGCCCUGCAGCGGGAACGGGCGCUGUAGCGGAGACGGCAGCAGGGAGGGCGACGGGUCCUGCCAGUGCCACCCGGGCUACCGCGGGGCCCUGUGCACCGACUGCGUGGACGGCUACUUCAGCGCGCUGCGGAACGAGACGCACAGCGUCUGCACAGCCUGCGACGAGUCCUGCAAGCUGUGCACGGGCCCGACCAGCAGGGACUGCACCCAGUGCCAAGUGGGCUGGGCCCCGGAGGACGGCGCCUGCGUGGAUGUGGACGAGUGCACGGCGGAGACGCCCCCCUGCAGCGCGCAGCAGUUCUGCCAGAACGUCGGCGGCUCCUUCCAGUGCGAAGAAUGUGACCCCACCUGUGCGGGCUGCACGGGGAAGGGCCCGGGACAGUGCAAGGAGUGCAUCGCCGGCUACACGAAGGAGAGCGGCCAGUGUGCAGAUGUGGACGAGUGCUCACUGCCAGAGAAGCCCUGUCUGAGGAAACACGAGAACUGCUACAACACGCCUGGCAGCUACGUGUGCGUGUGCCCUGAAGGCUUCGAGGAGACGGAAGACGCUUGUGUGCAGGCACCGCAGCCAGAGGGGGAGGCGGUCACAGAGGAGACCCCCACACAGCCCCCCUCCCGCGAAGACCUGUGAGGAGCCCGCGGAAGCCAGACCCCCUUAAGUUAUUUAGGCCGACGUCCCGGGCGCACGCCGUGCCCGCCCUGAGCCUCGCCCCGUCUCCAGGCCCCGGGAGAAGCUGCCUUCAAAACGGUUGAUGCUCACUGGCCCUUUAAAAAGCUGCAUUUUUGGUUCUUCUUAAACAGAUUUGUCUAUUUUGAUACCGUUCUUUAUAAUAAAAUUAACCACUGAGGGUAGGCCUAGAA
This is a messenger RNA of Eptesicus fuscus (big brown bat), 1412 nucleotides long. It is a transcript of the gene CRELD2, whose product is annotated as cysteine rich with EGF like domains 2. The transcript is spliced from 10 exons. The coding region runs from base 118 to 1182 and encodes 354 amino acids. The record is from RefSeq and is a predicted model, not a curated record. Gene Ontology annotation, molecular function: calcium ion binding. Lineage: Eukaryota; Metazoa; Chordata; Mammalia; Chiroptera; Vespertilionidae.